CCACGUCCCAGUUUGCGCGGGGCUCGCCUGCUCUCCGGAGCGCGCACGUCUCGGAGCGGGGCGUUGUGAGCCCGCGCCCGGCGGAGGGCCGGGAAUCCGCGGCUGUGCUCCGCCGGGACUCGAGGGCGCCGGAACCAUGUGGAAGUUGCUCCGGGCCCCGGCCCCGGCCCCCGGAGAACCAUACAGACUUUUGACUGGUGUUGAGUACAUUGUUGGAAGGAAAAACUGUGCUAUUCUAAUUGAAGAUGAUCAGUCAAUCAGUCGAAAUCAUGCUGUGUUAACAGCUAACUUCUCUGUAACCAACUUGAGUCAAACAGAUGAUAUUCCUGUAUUAACAAUAAAAGAUAAUUCUAAAUAUGGCACAUUUGUUAAUGAGGAAAAAAUGCAGAAUGGCCUUUCCCAAACACUAAAAACAGGAGAUAGAGUUACCUUUGGAGUGUUCGAAAGUAAAUUCAGAGUAGAGUAUGAGCCUUUGGUUGUAUGCUCUUCUUGUUUAGAUAUCUCUGGGAAGACAGCUUUAAAUCGAGCUGUUUUGCAACUUGGAGGACUUACUAUAAACAACUGGACAGAAGAAUGUACUCACCUUGUCAUGGUAUCAGUUAAAGUUACCAUUAAAACAAUAUGUGCACUUAUUUGUGGAUGUCCAAUUGUGAAGCCAGAAUAUUUUACUGAAUUUAUCAAAGCAAUUCAGUCCAAGAAACAGCCUCCGCAAAUUGAAAGUUUUUAUCCACCUAUUGAUGAACCAUCUAUUGGAAAUAAGAAUAUUGAUCUAUCAAGACGACAGGAAAGAAAGCAUAUCUUCCAGGGAAAAACAUUUGUAUUUUUAAAUGACAAACAGCAUAAGAAGUUAAGUUCAGCAGUUGUUUUUGGUGGCGGUGAAGCAAGAUUGAUCAUGGAAGAAAAUGAAGAAGAAGAUAGUUUCUUUUCAGCUCCAGGAACCUGUGUUGUUGAUACUAGAGUAACAAAUACACAGAUCUUAAUUCCUGACUCUCAGAAAAAAUGGAUUCAUUCGAUUGUAGACAUGCUCCAAAGACAGGGUCUCAGACCCAUUCCUGAAGCAGAAAUUGGAUUGGCAGUUAUUUUCAUGACUACUAAGGGUUACUGUGAUCCUCAGGGCCAACCCAGUACAGAAUUAAAGACAACGCCAGGGCCAAGCCUUUCUCAAGACUUGUCAGCCAGUGAAAAAAUAAUUCCAAGUGCUCCUGUGAAUGGUACAUUGAUCAUGAAUGGCUCAGAAUCAGAGCAACUAGAUGCUUGUAUAUAUUUGAGUGAAAUGUCAAAAGAAGUAAAAAUUUCCGGAAUGGGACAGAAAUUUAGAAUGCUUUCGCAAGAAACAUCUACUACAAAGGAGCCCUUCCCAAAUAAUAGUAAUAAUAAUACAGUAUCAAAUACUUUAGUUAAAACUAAGUUUUCAAACUGUCAGCUUUCACCAACUAAAGUCCUACCUGUAAAUAAAAGUAGAGCUUCAGCUUCUCAACAGCAGCUGAAUUCAAUCAAAAACUACUUUCAACCAUCUUCUAAAAAAAGGGAAAGGGAUGAAGAAAAUCAAGAAUUGUCUUCAUCCAAGUCAGCAAGAAUAGAAAUGUCUUGUUCUCUUUUAGAACAGACACAACCAACGACACCCUCAUUGUGGAAAAAUAAGGCGCAAGAUUCAUCUCAGGAUGAGCCCAUGGGCAAAGAAUCAGAUAACUUAUUUUCAGAUGAUGUAGAUUUAAAAUCUGAUGUGAAAAAUUCUGCCAGUAAAUUUCUUUCUUCAGAAAAAAGAAAAAUUGAUAUUUCAGCCAUAGAAGAUGAGAUAUUAGAAAAUUUACUCAAGGACACAAAGCCAGAGUUAGAAAAUAAUGUGAAAGUUGAAAAGCCAGAGGAAGAUGGGAAUAUUAGAAAAAAGCCAAAGAUGGAUAUAGAAACAAACAACUCUAAUGAUGAAACAAUACCGGAAAGGAGUAACAUAUCUGUCAAUGAUGAACUUCAGGACAGUAGUGAAAUGCUUCCAAGAAAGGUACUACUGACUGAAUUUAGAUCACUAGUGGUUAGUAACACCACUUCCAGAAAUCUGUGUGGGGUAAAUAAUAAUUAUGGUCAACUCAAGAAUUUCAAGAAGUUUAAAAAGGUCAUAUAUCCUGGAGCAGGAAAACUUCCACGCAUCAUUGGAGGAUCUGAUCUAAUACCUCAUCAUGCUCGAAAGAAUGCAGAAUUAGAAGACUGGCUGAAGCAGGAAAUGGAGGUACAAAAACAACAUGCAAAGGAAGAGUCUCUUGCUGAUGACCUCUUUAGAUAUAAUCCUAACGUCAAAAGGAGAAGAUAACUGAGAACUUCAAAUGGAAAUUAUGAAAACAUGUUUCCAGAAGUUACUUCAAACUAACAGAUAAAUGAAUAGCCUAUACAAGAAGGUUUAAGUUGCAAAGUAUUUUGUCUUAAGUUUGUUACAUAAAAUGCAUACAACUCCA
Molecule: messenger RNA, 2447 nt
Organism: Dipodomys spectabilis (banner-tailed kangaroo rat)
Lineage: Eukaryota; Metazoa; Chordata; Mammalia; Rodentia; Heteromyidae
Gene: Nbn
Product: nibrin
Exons: 15
Coding region: 137-2305 (722 amino acids)
Biological process (GO): double-strand break repair via homologous recombination; telomere maintenance; mitotic G2 DNA damage checkpoint signaling
Cellular component (GO): Mre11 complex; nucleus
Molecular function (GO): damaged DNA binding; protein binding
Source: RefSeq, a predicted model, not a curated record